CUUCCAGCUCAAUGCCUCUUCUUUUACUACUGUCCCCUCUCUUCCUUCCUAAUGCAACGGACAGGGAAUAAGGCUGCACCAUCAUGAAUGAUCACUACCACCGAGCAGCCAGGGAUGGCUAUCUUGAUCUGCUAAAAGAAGCCACCAAGAAGGACCUCAACUCCCCCGAUGAGGAUGGCAUGACCCCAACCCUAUGGGCUGCCUACCAUGGCAACUUGGAUGCACUGCGGCUGAUAGUUAGCAGAGGGGGUGAUCCAGACAAAUGUGACAUCUGGGGGAACACGCCUCUUCAUCUGGCUGCAGCCAAUGGGCAUCUGAAUUGCCUCUCUUUCCUGGUGUCUUUUGGGGCCAAUAUCUGGUGUCUGGAUAAUGACUACCACACACCACUGGACAUGGCAGCUAUGAAAGGCCACAUGGAGUGUGUGCGUUACUUAGACUCCAUUGCUGCCAAGCAGAGCAGCCUCAAUCCCAAGUUGGUGGGCAAGCUGAAGGACAAGGCCUUCAAGGAUGCAGAGAAGCGCAUUAAGGACUGUGCAAAGUUGCAGAAGAAGCACCAUGAGAGGAUGGAGAAAAGGUACAAAAAGGAGAUGUCUGACCAUUCAGAUACCAUGAGCUUCUCCAGUUACUCCAGCAGCACUUUGAGCAGGAGAUUCCAGCACAUGUCUAUGAUGACAUCAUUGCCAUAUUCUCAGGCCACCAUACAUGGCACAGCCAAGGGCAAGACCAAAAUCCAGAAAAAGCUGGAGAAAAAGAAACAGGUAGAUGGAACAUUCAAAAUCUAUGAGGAUGGGAGAAAGAGUGUGCGCUCCUUGUCUGGCUUACAGUUGGGCAAUGAUGUCAUGUUUGUGAAACAAGGCACUUACGCCAGUCCAAAGGAGUGGACUCGACGCAAUGUAAGAGACAUGUUUCUGACUGAUGAGGACACUGUCUCCCGUGCCAUAAGUGACCCAGGUUUGCACAUGGACUCAGCCCAUUCUGAGGUCAGCACUGAUUCUGGUCAUGACUCUUUAUUUAAUCGCCCUGGUCUAGGCACUAUGGUUUUCCGGAGGAACUAUGUCAGUAGUGGACUGUUUGGGAUUGGUCAGGAGGAUCCCAGCAUGCUGGGAGAAAGUAAUAUGGAUAGGUUAGGUGUUAAGCUUCACAGCCGCCUGCAGCGCUCGCCAAGUCUCAAUGACAGCAUCGGCAGUGCCAACAGCCUGCAGGAGAGGAACAUGGAGGAGCUGCCAUGGGAUGAGAUGGAACUGGGACUAGAUGAUGAUAUUGAACCUGAAACUAGCCCCCUGGAGACCUUCCUGGCCUCUUUGCACAUGUUUGAGUUCAUUUCAAUCCUUAAGAAGGAGAAGAUUGAUUUGGAAGCUCUCAUGUUGUGUUCGGACAAUGAUCUGAAGAGUAUACAUAUCCCACUGGGACCCAGGAAAAAGAUUCUGGAUGCUGUCCAGAGGAGGAAACAGACUUUGGAGAAUCCUGAUGUCAUAGAAGACACUGAUUUAUAGCUGUUUUUAAGAACCAAGGAACAACAAAACAGUUCUAAGUUGCCAGAAAACACCUGCCAGAGAUCCUAACAGUUGGAAAGCCACAACAAACGGCCCAAAUCUAGCCAGCUCUCAUCUCAUCCUCUCUUCUCUGCCUUCUUGCCUGAAGCAGUUUGCCAGAUAGCAGCCUGGUGCUAAAGAGAUUAUAUAUACAGUAUUUGCAUUGCAUAAACUGGGAAAUUGAUCUAAAUUGCCUGUAUGGGCAGCUAAGGUGGAAACUCAGAGGUGCAUAAUAGAAAUUAUUUUGUGACUUGCUACAUUUCAAGACAGUGGAAAUGUCCCAAUUUUCCAUGAGUGUAGUAGGAAUGAGAAUCCCAAUUUGUGCCUCUGAACAUGGUGUUUUUUAUUUGCAAGUUGGUUUCUACAGAAUAGAAAGAUGUGAUCUUUCACAUGUGGCAUUGUGAUCACCAUUCCACGAGACAUAAAUAGCGACAAGGAGAACAACUUAUAGGAAAUAUAUUAUUAUUAUUUCAUUUGCCCAAAUGUCUUUGGGAGAGGAACACAUUUUAAAAAAUCACAUAAUGAGGAGUUUAAAUAUAGGAGGAUGCCAUGCUGCCUUUCCCACCUAGAAGCCCUCAAUUGAACCAUAGCUCCCACAAUCCUCCAGCUAGCAUACGUUAUAAUGGCUGGAUAAUUCUGGGAGUUGUAGACCAAUAUAUCUAGAAAGCCCCAUAUUGGGUCACACCUGAAUAACAGAAGGACAUAGGCUGCAUACGAAAGCAAAAAGUUAACAAAGGGUCCAUUUACACUGUAUUGUUAAAAUGCUUUGAAUGGCUGGUUAUAUUUUUCGUGGUGGUGCUGGUUGUUUUCAUUGUUAAAACUAAAAAUUAUCAAAAGUCAUUAACAUUAAAAUCUCAGGCUGCAUUUGCAAUACAAAAUUAAUCCAGAUGGACACCACUUUAACUGCCAUGGCUCAAU
This is a messenger RNA of Sceloporus undulatus (fence lizard), 2450 nucleotides long. RefSeq names its product USH1 protein network component sans (gene USH1G). The coding region runs from base 84 to 1493 and encodes 469 amino acids. Gene Ontology annotation, molecular function: protein binding. Gene Ontology annotation, biological process: equilibrioception; sensory perception of light stimulus; sensory perception of sound. NCBI's taxonomy places the organism in Eukaryota, Metazoa, Chordata, Lepidosauria, Squamata, Phrynosomatidae. The record is from RefSeq and is a predicted model, not a curated record. The transcript is spliced from 3 exons.